AUGUCCUGCCAAAUGGAGAUGCAAAGGCUGACGCUACCGGAAACUAAUUCGAGUCAUCAACCCGAAUCACCUUCAACGUCAAAGUUACACCAGAUUACACUUCUACCGAAGUUUCUUUUCAAAAACCCCUCCAUUAUUCUUGCUUUUGUUGGGGGACUGCUGUGCAAUCUUGGUUGCUUUGUAUUCACCCUAUGGCUUAGCGGAAAGAAGUUCAGCUGUCCGGCUUGGGCCAUUAGGUGCGAGGUCGACCCCAAGGUUAAGUGGAUAGCCUUACACUACGGCCUCGUUCAGGGUAUCGUUUCGGCGAUAUCUGGGAUAGGACUUGCUGCGAUGGGCUACGCUGCCCUCCAGCUUGGCCAGACUACCCUGUGGCCGAUCCUUCACAAGCAGUGGCUGACCCUAGCCGAACUGGACACGCAUGUUUUGGCGAGUAGUGGCUCAAUUCCUUCACUUGUUAGAGCCCUUGCAUCUGUUCGCAGUGCAGAAGCUUUCACAACCAUCCUGCUAGUAGCUAUCGUUGUGGCAAGCCAACAAGCCAACGCCGUCGUCAUUGGUCUGGUUUUCACGAAAGCCGAUGUCACCACCGUAUUUUACAGCAGCCAGCCUGUCGGUAGUGGUAUCGGCUUUACGUUCUCCCAAAGGAAUCCUCCUGGGCCUAUUCCGGUCCCUGUGACAGCUGCGAGUACACUCUAUACUUCCUGGUCUAACGGCUACUCCGAAGAACCACUCCAUGAGUUUCGGGACUACCUCUUUGACCGCAAGGCCUUUGCGAGCUUGACCAACUUUUCCAUAACUACUGUCAAGGCUCAGAAGAACAUUUCUUGCAACGGCUUCCAUCUGAACAUAAAGGACGACCCGAAAAAGCACAUCAAGUAUUUGCAUGUGCAGACCCACCGUAACGACUCGGAAUGGAUCAAAAUACUGACAGAACAACGCACAACGCUUUGGGUGGACAAAAUCGAGUAUAUGGACGAGACACGGACCAUCUCGACUCUUGUCUUCGCGGCCAUUGACGGCAACAUCGAAAAUGGUGUAAAUACAACAGCACCAGAGUGGAUGCGGAACGCCGGGGAAAAGAGUAUCAACACAAUCUCGGCGGUAGCAUGCGCCGUCGACAUCACGCUCGUCGACAACCAGCACGUUGGCGUUGACUGGAAAGAUUCUCAGCCGGCCAACGUCUCAAGCUUCGCCACUAUUGCUGGACCAACUAGUUCCAAGCAUCAUUCUCGUCAUGGCGAGGUAGCCGCGUGGUUGGGUGUCGCCAUCACAUCCUUUGGCGUCAACGUCCGUGGAGCUCAGCCAAUGUUCGAGAUGUCCGACGGUAACGAUACAUCGCUUCCCACGGCCUGGAAUACAGUUGUGACGCACGUCAGGGGCAGUGGAAAUAAAUGGACUAUUUCCCAAAUCAAAAACUUCAUCGAGGUUGGUUCAGGUGCUUUGGGAAUGUCCCUUGGCCGCUUCCCGAAUGACAAGGGCCACGUCGAGGUUCAAACCAGGCAGCUCACAUCCCGCAUGGAUCCGGCAAGGCCAUACUUCUUGCUCUACCUCGCAGCACCCGUUCUAGCUGUCAUUCUCGCCCUGGCGGGGUUCAGCGUCUGGGUCCACUUCCACGAGGAGAUCCCGAGCAUGAACACGGUGAACGUCAUGGAGAUCAUUGUCCGCUCCAAGGUUCUGGACCUUAAGAAACCUCUAAACGACGCGCAAAAUGAAACCGAGAUCAGGGAGGUUAAGGUCAACUAUAGAAGGGUAUCGGACGAUGGUGCAGAGUUCGGAUUGUGUGCUGCAAAGGAGGGUUUCGAUGAACGCUAG
Diplodia corticola is the source of this 1809-nucleotide messenger RNA. RefSeq lists its product as uncharacterized. NCBI's taxonomy places the organism in Eukaryota, Fungi, Ascomycota, Dothideomycetes, Botryosphaeriales, Botryosphaeriaceae. Bases 1 to 1809 code for a protein of 602 amino acids. The record is from RefSeq and is a predicted model, not a curated record. The transcript has a single exon.